This is a messenger RNA of Monosiga brevicollis MX1, 2715 nucleotides long. RefSeq lists its product as uncharacterized. Bases 1 to 2715 code for a protein of 904 amino acids. The record is from RefSeq and is a predicted model, not a curated record. Gene Ontology annotation, biological process: signal transduction. The transcript has 7 exons. NCBI's taxonomy places the organism in Eukaryota, Choanoflagellata, Craspedida, Salpingoecidae.
AUGAGUAGUUCCCCCGGCAUUGCCUGGGUGGUGGAUGUCACCCCCCUCAAGGUGGCAGCCCCCCGCCCUUCAGCCACGGUCCCAGAGCACCACCAUGCAGCACAACAUCAACAUGCCGCCGAGCGUCGUUCGGCAUAUCUUCACAAGCGUGCGCAGGCCGCCCUGCUACAAAACCGCCGCGUCGCCGAGGCUGCUGAGCAUCAGGAGCAGCGUCGUCAGGACCUGCUUGAUCACUACGAGAUGGCUGUGCGAGACGCGCGCUCUCGCCGUCAACAAUGGCUCAUGGAACGCCAGGAACACUCGGCUCAACAUUUCUCUCACGUCUUGAGCGUACAAAAGCGCGCUGAAGAUCUUGAACAAGAACAUCGCAUUCGCGCCGCACGCAGCCAUCUCGCCAAGAUGCAGCGCUUGCGUGCUGACAGUGGGCCCAGCUCGCUCAACAACUCCAUCAACGGUGGCUCUCUGCUUGAUCACGCCCGUCUGACAGAAGCCGCAUCACCAGCAAGUAAACCUCCUGUGUCAGCGCGUCGCCUUCGUCAGCUGACACGUGCGUGGCGCCUGCGCACCCGCACUGCCGCUUCUGUCCGUGCCUUUGCGGCCACACCCGCUGGCCAGCUUUUUGAACGAGCAGGCAACUAUUCUGCCCCGGCGUCCUUUGAAGAAGUGGCUAGUGCCUUGCACGAGCGCCAGAGCAUGGAACGAUGCAUUCCCCUUGUCAAAAAGCUCAGCCGCUCUCUCGACAACCAGCAAUCGGUGGCCGGUAUCCCCUUGAAGCGAUUGCAUCGCGUCUUCCUGACUUGCCUCAUGAUCACCAUGCGUCCAGAUGAAAUCUUUGACGACGUUGACGAAGACGCUGCAGAGGAACUCGCUGAUCGCGCGCGCAGCCUGGUGGAAGCUGUCCUUACCUGGAUGCACCAUGUCCAAGAGCGCGCACCCUCUGCCGAGACCAAGCCAGCCUUUGCCACUGCCAAGAUGGUCUGGCUCAAUUAUCUCCAUGCCUUCCGUCGCUGGUCGCAACACGAUCGCCAGGAUCUCGUCCAAGGUCUGGUCCAACACCAUGAGGAGCUCUGUCGCCUGCGUGAAACCGUUGCCAAGCGCGAAUCGAUCCAAUCCGGCGAGUGGCAUCCACACAUUGACCAACAGCUGGUCCACAUCGAAGACCGCUUGCAGUCGCUGAAGGCGACUGAGGCCUUUGAACAGUGCAGCGCUGCACGCUGUGAGCUUCAAGCCCAGCAGCACCAACGACAGCUCCAGGAGCGCGCGCGUGAUCGGACGGUGAGCGGCGAGCCCCUGCUGAGCGAUAGCAGUCCUGAGCCUGAGGCAUCAGACCCCCUUCCACCGGAUUUCAAGGAUCUUUGGGAUGUCAGCGUGCUUCAUCGCAUCGCCGUUGAUCCCGACUUUCGCUUUACCGUCGACGAACCCACGCCUGGCCCCGAAAGCAAGGUGGAGGGUGCUGCACCUAGCCCAGCACCCCAGGACAUGGGCCGCGACUUUGAGGCCCGUGCUCGACAUCAAGCUCGCCGUGCCAUUCGCGACGUCGUUCGUGCAGAACUCGAGGCCAUGACCCAGAAGGCUGAACCUCACCCCUGCUCCUGCACCCUAGCCACGCUGGUGCAAUUGCGAGACGACCUGGCUGCCAGUACCCUGCCGCGUCAGACCAAGCUGCGCCAUCAAAUUGAGCAAGCCCUUGACGUCGAUCUUUUGCACCAGCAGCUUCAGCACGGCGCCCUCGAUGAAGCGGCCGUGCGCGAAACGGUGCUGCGCUUUGCUCGCAUGCUCUCAGCACCCAUGCGCGAGCCCAUGUGUGACGCCCUGGCGCGCCAGUCUGACCUGGCCGACUUUUUGCUGGAUGCAUGCGAGCUCACCAAGUGCAUGCGUAUUGACCUGGCCAACUUUAUCGUCGACGCCUAUCGGCCGCUGCUACGACAGCACGCCAUCAUGGCUGAAAAGGAGCGCGUGGAUGCCAUGGAUCAGCGGGGCGAGCUGACCCUGCCCAUGACCAAAGCCUGGCUUUCCGAAGCACCUUCCCAGGAAGAUGCGGCGGCUCAACCUCAUGCGCCCGCUUUGAAUCGCCGAGGCAACGCGAGUUUUGAGACUCUGUUUUACGCUGGCUUUGAAGCCUUGCUCCGCGAUCGCCCGGCCCCUGAGCGCUGGCCUGAAACACUGCAGAUGGAUGCACCGGCGGUUCUGGAAGCGCUGGAUAACUACGAUACCCUCUUGGUCAUUGCCACGCUCUACACGUUGCUUGUGGCGAAAAACGCGUUUCUGAAGGAGGAUGCGGCAUUUGCGAAGCUUUUCAAGGAUCGUGCCGUGGUAUUGUUGCGGGGCGAGGCUGAGAAAUGGGCCAAGGCGGCUGAUGUUGUGCACCAUGUUCCAAGCUGGCAUCAAGCAUCCCAUCAAGUUGAAGAGCGUGCCGUUCAAGUUGCCCAUCUCAGCACUAUUGAUCGCCAACAUCCAGUGGCUCAGUUGCUGCUGCGCCGUGCAGGCGAUGAACUUCGCCGCCACUUCAAUGCCAUGCCUGACUUGGAUGCCAUUGAGAUGAAGCAGAAUACGGGCUUGGAUAUUGUUCACGAUGAUCUCUCACGCACCUUCACGCAGCUGGCGCGCAUUGCUUAUCACAAUAAGGAAGUUUUUGCUGGAGUUUACGACCGCAUCCUGGAUGAAGUGUAUCCCAAGGAAGCCGAAUAUCUCUCCGAGUCGGACGAGAAUGCUUAA